AAGGUCGUCGGGUGGCGUCUUAACACUAUUGGUUUACGUCAGUAGUCGGGCGGAUCUGCACGCGAAGGUUCCCGGCAUGGCUUUUCCGACGAGUGUGUGGCGGCCUCCACGGCCCUGUGAUGAUUACUGGAGUGAGUUCAAGCACUGCAGGAGCUUUCAGCAUCUCUUUCACAGCUACUACACGUUUGGAUCGGCGCCCUCAUGCCAGCAGUGGAAGCUGGACUACUACAGCUGUCAGGAGUGGGAGAAACAUCACAGUGCACAGGCCAAGGAUGCUCUGCAGGCGAGUGAGCGAAAGCGGGUUGAGGAAAAGCAGCGGUACAAGCCAGUUUGGGAGUUGAGGAAGAAACCGCCACAUGACUGGUAUUUGCCAUUACAGGAUGAAAGGGAAAAUAAAUCGUGAAGCAGUGCGAGGCAAGCCUGUAGCCCACACUGCUUGGUCACCACAGACACCACCAAUAUGCAUAUUUAAUAAAUGGGCCCAGUGCUUUUCUUACA
This is a messenger RNA of Polypterus senegalus (gray bichir), 498 nucleotides long. RefSeq names its product chromosome 12 C22orf39 homolog (gene c12h22orf39). The record is from RefSeq and is a predicted model, not a curated record. Bases 77 to 403 code for a protein of 108 amino acids. Lineage: Eukaryota; Metazoa; Chordata; Cladistia; Polypteriformes; Polypteridae. The transcript is spliced from 3 exons.